AAAUGAAUCAAAUCAUAUUGUUAUAAAAGAUCAAGAACUUGGUAAACGUCAUGCAAAAAUUAAGAGUUUUCAAGGAAAAGUCGAAAUUUUCGAUUUGGGAUCUAAAUCUGGAAUUUAUGUUAAUGAAAUAAAACUCGAGUUCCGAGCUUCUCAUACUUUAGAAAAAGAUGAUAGGAUUACAUUGGGGAAAGUUAUUUUACAAUACCUUCCUGCUGGAGAGUAUGAAAACCGUACUGAUAAACUUUUGCCUAUUUAUAAUAAGGCAUAUUUAUUAACAAGCUUGGAAGAGGCAUUUACCAGUGCAAGAGAUAAACAGGAGGAUUUAAGUUUAAUAUUUUUUGAUAUAGAUCAUUUUAAACACAUUAAUGAUGAAUAUACUCAUGAUGCAGGAGAUUAUGUUUUGAAAGAAUUGGCUAAAUUAGUUCAAACACUUAUUCGCCCUGAAGACAUUUUUGCACGAUAUGGCGGAGAAAAGUUUACUAUCCUUCUUAAGAAUAAAAAAUCAGAGCUAGCUUUCGAAAGUGCAGAGAAAAUUCGAAAAGCUAUUGAGUCUCAUGAAUUUAUUUAUAAUGGAAAACGUUUAUCAGUUACAGUCAGCUUUGGAAUUGCUGAUAUGAAUUCGUCUGUGGAAUCUCAUGAAGAUUUGCUUAAGCGUGCUGAUGAUGCUUCAUAUGUUGCUAAAAGACAAGGUCGAAAUCGGGUAAAAAUUUGGACUAAAGAAAUUGACUCAGUUGGUAAAGAAAUUGCCUCAAAUUGUAAAGAAAUUGAUUCAAAUGGUAAAGAAAGUGAUUCAAAUAGUAAAGGAAUUGGCUCAAAUGAUUAUCUUGAGAUUUUUUCAAGACCUACAUACUUUCCUACUAAUAAAAAAACUAUACAACAUGACAAAUUGCCCUCUGUAACAAACGAGCUGUCAGUGACAUUUCAAUUGAAUCUCAAGAGACAUAGUUCAAACUGGAUAACUAUUUUUCAUAAAGGUGAAGAUGCGCAGCAAGCUCGUACCCCAGCGCUUUGGCUGACGCCUAAUGAUUCACAACCAUGCCUUGUAUGUUCAGUAAAUAGCAAUUGGAAUAAAAAUGUUCUAACUGAAACUAGGCUUGAGUUAAACAAAUGGUAUCACAUAGUAUACACACUUUCUGAGCCUCAAAAAUGUAUGGAGUUAUACGUAAAUAGUAAAUUAAUUGGGUCCAUAGAUACAAAAGAAAUUAAAUUCAAUGAAUUUCCUUUGAAAAUUGGGCAUUCUGGCACAUACACAGACUUUCAGGGACAAAUGAGCAAUUUUCGGUAUUAUAAUAUUCGCUUAUCCACUGAUGAAAUUUUUAAAGAUUAUAUAUCAUAUCUUAGAAAUCAGGUAAAAAUUUGGACUAAAGAAAUUGGCUCAAAUAGUGAAGAUGCGCAGCAAGCCCGCACUCCAGCGCUUUGGCUGACACCUAAUAAUUCACAACCAUGCCCUGUAUGUUCAGUAAAUAGCAAUUGGAAUAAAAAUGUUCGAGCUGAAACUAGGAUUGAGUUAAACAAAUGGUAUCACAUAGCCUACACACUUUCUGAGCCUCAAAAAUGUAUGGAGCUCUAU
This is a messenger RNA of Racocetra persica, 1570 nucleotides long. The record is from the annotation of a GenBank genome assembly. Lineage: Eukaryota; Fungi; Glomeromycota; Glomeromycetes; Diversisporales; Gigasporaceae.